Molecule: messenger RNA, 653 nt
Organism: Candidula unifasciata
Lineage: Eukaryota; Metazoa; Mollusca; Gastropoda; Stylommatophora; Geomitridae
Source: the annotation of a GenBank genome assembly
UUGUAGGUCAGAGCUCUCCAUCGACCCCCAUCAUUCCAGAAACAAACAGCACACCUCAGGCGACUGCUGCAUUGGGUGAAUCCAAGCGGAAAAGACCCAGAUUGGAUCCAUCCAUUGAAUCAGAAGAAACAUAUUUGUCAAAAAUAGAAGUAAAAAUCAAGAUUCCAGAAGAUUUGAAACCUGUUCUUGUGGAUGAUUGGGAUCUCAUUACACGUCAAAAAAUGCUGGUCACUUUGCCAUGCAAGCAAACUGUGGAUAACAUCAUUGAGGAAUACAUCAAAUCCAAGUCAACAAAAAACUCCAAUAUUAAUAAAGAUGCUAUGUUGGAAACAAUGCUGGGAUGCAAAGAUUACUUUAAUGUUAUGCUAGGUACACAGUUACUGUACAAAUUUGAGAGGCCUCAGUAUUCAGAGAUUUUGUCCGAGUAUCCUGACAAGCCCAUGUCCAGUGUAUAUGGAGCUAUUCAUUUCCUCAGAUUAUUUGUUCGGCUUGGUGCUAUGUUGGCAUAUACUUCCUUGGAUGAACGAACAGUACAUAUCCUUCUCAACCACGUCCAUGAUUUUCUCAGGUACCUCUCCAAAAACGGUCCCAACCUUUUCAAGAUCUCAAGCUAUGAAAUUGCAACUCCUGAUUACCAUAGGAAAGCCAUUUAA